AAUUAAAAUUAACGAGGGUAUGAGAACUUGGCCGCCUCAAAGUGUUUUCCGAUUGUUGGAUCUCGUCACAGGGUCGGCAACUCAUUCUGGCCGGGAGGGGCGCUGGAGAAGGGAAGAUGACGUCCCUAGAUUCGUUAAUCGGGAAAGGAACUACCAUGUCCGGAGAACAGACUCUUCAUUCGGGGAACAGAUCUCAGUUACUUGCCCCAACGUUAAGCAGCAAGGCGGUCAAUCCGUGGUCACCAGGCUGGGAGCAGAGAGUGCAGGUCUCCAAGUGUUCCGGAUGCAGAGCAGUGAGCGGUGAUUCCUCCGGCGUCCAGGUGAGUACCCUAAUUAACGAUGGUGCCAGUCUCUGAAACCAACUUGCGUAAUACUUAACCCUAAACUCACAUUUUCAGCACAUCCAUUAAGAGCAUAUAAUCCUUUCCAACGGUUCGUCUCCCCCCGCUCCUUUCCUCCCUAAUAGACCAAUUAAUCGUAUAUAUCUGAAAUCUUUGAUUCUUAUUGUUGGUUCAGUAAAUCUAAACGAGGUAUGUUUGUCAUUUAACAUCUUUCCAUAUGGAUAUGAUUUAGGUUUAUUUGUACUUAUCAGUAUAAAGAGCUUUUGUAUUUCAUAACAGAUACAAUCUGCAGAAGAUUAUAUCCACGAGAGCCAUAGGUCUGGAUAGUUUUUACUUGAAUUUUAGUAAUUUUCGCACGUUGGUACCCGAGUACUUAUUAUAUGUAUAUUUGCGCUUCAUAUAUACAUAACCGACCUGGAUAAUCUCUAGACGACUCUUUGGUUUUACUGAAUUUAAAAAGACAUAGAGUUUUGGGUCUAAGAAGCUUCCUAUACAAUUGUGAGAUAAUGCUUUCAAUUUUUCUUAUUUUUAGAUUUAUAAAAGAUCAAAGAGAUGGAGAUUGAUGGGAAUGAGGAUAAUGCUUCUCUGUUUCUUUCCUACCUUUUGGUGAUAAGUAUGAUGAAUAGUGGAACCCAAUGAACAUGGAAUCACAUCUGAUCUGUCAAGAAGUAUUCAGAUACACCAAUUUAAAGAACUUCUAGAGUACUGGAUUUCUGAUUUAUCUAAGGAUAAUGAAGAUUUGGAAACUUAUGAAUUGAAUGAGGAAGUAUUGCCUUUGCACUACCGUGAGCAUGAUGAACUUGUGGAUUAGGGGCUUUGAAUUCUUUGCCAGCACAUGUUUGGGAGCAGCUUACGCCCGGAAUUUUUUCUUUAGAUCUUUGUACUUUUUAUAGUGAUUACCAUAAAGACCAGUUUUUCACAAUAAAGGAUUUUGGCAGGAGUGCAGUACUACUUUGGAUUUUGGAUUAAUUUAAUAAAAUUCGUUGUUAAUGUGUGAUUAAUUAUGUCA
Cuscuta epithymum is the source of this 1350-nucleotide messenger RNA. Lineage: Eukaryota; Viridiplantae; Streptophyta; Magnoliopsida; Solanales; Convolvulaceae. The record is from the annotation of a GenBank genome assembly.